AUGGCCCUAUUACAAGAGACGAAAUUAGACUCCACUCGAAUCAAGAUUUUGGAGUCAUUUGCCAAGGCUGUGAGAAUGGAGAGUGUGUCCAUACCUGCUACAGGUUCAGCGGGGGGAUUAAUAACUCUGUGGAACUCUGCUACCUUCACUAUGGAAUCAGUAAUUAAAAACGAAAGAUUCAUCGGUCUGCUAGUAAAGUCAUUAAAGGAUUCCCUGUUGCUCUUCAUUGUUAAUGUCUACGGCCCCAAUGCGGAUAGUGAAAGGUAUGAUUUCUUCAAUCUAUUGACUGAGGCUCUGAAUGUGAAUAAUUGUUGUACCAUUCUGGGUGGGGAUUUUAAUGCUAUCCUAAAUGAAGGGGAAAGGACUGGUAAUCAAGGAGGAGUGGAGAACUGCUUUUCUGAAUUUGUAGCAGGCUCUAAUCUUAUUGAUCUACCACUGCAAAAUGACAAAUAUACAUGGUACAGCUCGCGUUUGGGAGGAAUUUGGAGUCGCCUAGAUAGGUGGCUAGUGAGUGAAGAAGCCAUAAACAAAUUCGAAGGAAUAUGCCAAUCGGUGGAAAAUUGGGGAUUAUCAGACCAUCGACCAAUUAUACUAACGUUGGGGGCCAUUAAUUUUGGACCCAAACCUUUCUUGUUCUAUAAUCAUUGGCUCCUGGACAAAGAAUUUGAACAAUUGGUGUCACAAUGGUGGUGUUCCGCUACAGUAGUGGGUUGGUCAGCUUUUGUACUACAAGAAAAAUUGAAAGGACUGAAAUCAGUAAUAAAGGAAUGGAGAGGCUACGCUGGUUCAGCUAAUAGGGAAAAAAUAACCGCUCUAGAAACGGAACUACAGGUGACUAUGGACAGAUUAUCCUCAGAAGGGGCAGAUGCAACACUUAGACAAAAACGGUUGUACAUCCUCGAUGUUAAGGGUGAAGUGGUGAAAUUCUUUGAUGAUUUCCAUAACACGUGGAAGUUAGUAAAAGGCCUUAAUGCUACCUUCAUAGCUCUAAUUCCAAAACAUAAUAAUCCCUCGGCUGUCACUGAUUUCAGACCAAUCAGUUUGAUCGGUAGUGCUUAUAAAUUGAUCUCUAAGGUACUAGCAUCGAGAUUACAGAGAGUUGCCCCCUUGCUGGUCUCAGAGAACCAAUUUGCUUUCACACACGGGCGACAAAUUUCUGACUGCAUCCUUAUUGCUAACGAGGUGGUUGAUCUCUUGAAAAAGAGAGAAGACGGAGGAUUUCUAUUAAAACUUGAUUUCGCCAAAGCAUAUGAUAAUGUGGAGUGGAGUUUCCUACUCGAUAUCCUCAAGGAAAUGAACUUUGGUGAGCGAUGGAUCAAUUGGAUUCGUACUUGUGUCUCUACAGCUACUCUGUCAAUCUUGGUAAAUGGCUCAUCUACAAGUUUCUUUGAUAUGGAAAAGGGGCUCCGACAAGGUGACCCGUUAUCCCCCCUCUUAUUUAAUCUAUGUGCAAAUGGACUUUCUUGCAUGUUGAACCAACUCUUAGGAGAAGUUCUCUUUAGUGGUGUGAGAAUUGGAACUGGCCUAGCUCUGAACCACCUACAGUUUGCAGAUGAUACGCUACUGUUUUGUGAGAAUGACGAAAACCAAAUAGAUCUGCUUUGCAAUGCCUUAUUGUCAUUCCUCUUUGCGUCUGGACUCAAAGUGAAUUUGCACAAGACAUUUCUAAUCGGGUGUAAUGUUGAAGUGUCAGAGGUGGAAAGAAUUGCUGGCCUUUAUGGCUGGAAUAUUGGACAAUUGCCAUUACUCUACCUUGGUGCCCCCCUAGGUGGGAAUCCUCGUCGUAUCUCUUUUUGGGAACCAAUGCUGGAUAAACUUAUAAGGAAAAGGCGGACAUGGAAUUCAAAAUUCAUCUCUUUAAGCGGUAGAUUGACGCUGAUGAAGGCAGCCCUUUGCUCGGUUCCUCUAUUCCUAAUGGCUGUAUUCAAAGCACCUAUAAAGGUCAUAGGGGAAGUGGAGAAAAUCUUACGUAGUUUCCUUUGGGGAAAGGAAGAGAAUGGCAGAAAAAUCGCUUGGAUUCUGUGGUCCUUGAUCUGCAAAUCUCAUGAACACGGGGGUCUUGGUCUUGGUUUCGUUGGGUGGAAGAACAAAGCUCUCUUACUCAAAUGGGCUUGGCGCUUUGGAGUAGAACACAAAAGCUUGUGGAGGAGACUACUCAUUGCUAAAUAUGCGCUGGACCCUAGGCUAUUGUUCUUCCACAUGGCUAUGGUGGAAGCAAAAAAUUGGUCCAUUCUCAUGCAAGACAUUGUGAACAUUUUGUAUGAAGACUCCUUGGUAGCCAAAGGAUUGAAAGAAGGACUGAUUGUCAACAUUGGAGAUGGAUCAAAUACCAGAUUCUGGGAAGAUCCAUGGGUAGAUAUUAUGCCACUCCGAAAUAGAUUUCCUCGGCUGUUUGCCAUGAGCUCGAAUAAAUUGAGCAUGGUGGCAGAAGUGGGAAUUAUUGUGCAAGGGAAAUGGACCUGGGACCUAGCAUUCAGAAGAGAUUUUUUUGAUUGGGAAUUGGAGAUACAUAGCACCUUCAUCAACCUUAUAAAUAGUCAUUUUCCUUCGAGAGGAUCCAGGGACCACAUAUGCUGGUGUUUUGAAAGUUCCGGGUUAUUCUCAGUGAAAGGAUUAUGCAAGUGGAUCGAGGACAAGGUAAAUGAAGGAGAACAAUGGGCACUACCAUCUCAGGUGAAGAAAAUAGUCCCACCUAAGGUGGGAUUGCUAUUUUGGCAGGGGUGUUACAACAAGAUAGCUUGCAAACAAAAUCUUCUGAGUCGCGGGGUUUCUUUGGAGGACAAUGGACUUUGCUCGCUAUGCUCCCAAGCUCCUGAAACUGCUAAUCACCUUUUCCUACACUGCCUGCUGUCUUGGAGCAUGUGGAGCGACAUAGUAAAAAGAGAAGGUGUUCAUGGGUUCUUCCAAACUCACUGGUUGAUCUAG
Messenger RNA from Lotus japonicus, 2925 nucleotides. RefSeq lists its product as uncharacterized. The transcript is spliced from 2 exons. Bases 1 to 2925 code for a protein of 974 amino acids. The record is from RefSeq and is a predicted model, not a curated record. Gene Ontology annotation, molecular function: catalytic activity. Lineage: Eukaryota; Viridiplantae; Streptophyta; Magnoliopsida; Fabales; Fabaceae.